CAAAGGUCAAAAAAUCAAAAGCAUCGAAUACUUUAUGCUUGUGAUAGUACAGUAGUUCUAACCCUAUAUAUAUUUAUUUAUAUAUUGUUUCCCAUGUAGACUUUGGCGAGGUCGUCGUCGUCGUCGUCGUCGUCGUUAAUCGCCACGAUCCACUCUCCCCAUCUCUCCUCUUUUUCUCCAUAAACCACACAACUCCUCCUCCGUUGUUGUUGUUGUUGUUGUUGUUAUAGUAGUCGUAGUAGUACAAGUAAACAGCAACAGCAAGAGCAAGAGCAUCAACGGGGUGGAUCGAUCGGUGGGCAAUAUGGGCGACGCGGGCGAGGAGGCGAUCGCGCUGCAGGCGGCGCGGCGCGCCAGGCGAGCGGCGCAGCGCGAGCGGCUGCGGGCGCGGGUGGGCGAUCUGAUCGGCGCGAUCAACCGGCCCCUGGCGGCCGUGAUCCGGGACCAGGCCCUCCGCUAUCUCCCGCCUGCAGCCCUCCUCCGGUUCCGCUCCGUGCACCCGUCCUGGGCCGCCGUCAUCUCGUCCCCCAUCUUCGCCCACUCCCAGGCCGGGUCCCACCUCUCCCGCCCCUCCGGCCUCUUCCUCCUCGACCGCCGCCACGCGUCCUCCUCCCCGCCGCGCUUCCUCCCCUUCGACCCCCGGGCCCACGCCCUGGUGCUGAUAUUCGACCCGUCGCACUACAACUUCCGGUGCGACUACGCGCUGGUGUGCGCGUUCGAGGCGGGGAGGGGGACGGGAGUGUACGGGUUCGAGACGUUCUCGUCGGCGGCGGGGGGGUGGUGGGUGUCCGGCGGGGCGGCGGCGCCGGCGGAGGGGCUGGUGGCGGGGUCCGGCGUGGCGGCGCGCGGCGGAGCGUACUGGAGGACGGCGAUCGGGACGGUGGUGGGCUACGACCCCGCCGCGGACCGGGCUAGGGUUUUCCCCUGCCCCGCCGCGGUGGGUUGGGAGGGGGACGAGUGGUGGGAGCUCGGCGGGGGCGGGGGCGGCGCCGCGCUGCGCUGCGUGGCGGCGACGGAGGAGGCGGCGGUGGCGUACACGCUCGGGGAGGGGGACGAGUGGGCGGAGGUGGGGUCGAUCCCCGUCGGGGCGGCGGCGGGGUCGUUCAGGGAGCGGCCGAGGCCGCUGAGGUCGCACGGGGCGGAGAUGGAGGUGGUGGCGUGGGUGCGGGGGGACGUGGUGGCGGUGGACGUGGCGAGCCGCCGCGCGCGGGUGAUCGCCGCGGCGGGGCCGAGGCCGAGCCCCGGGGAGGCCGAGUACGUGGCGCACAUCAACACCCUCGCCUCGGUGCUCCCCAUGAACCAGCUCGACGAGGAGGAGGAUUCCCCCUUGAUAAAGGAGGAGGAGGAGGAAGAAGACGAAGGGAAAUCAGGACAAGCCACAGCACAUGCUCACUGAAGCUUCAGGAUCAAGUAGUGAGCCAGCCUGGUUAAUAAGUACAACCCAGUGAACUUGGUAGACAACUUUUUGAAAGGUUCCUUUUUUCGGUCAAAUUUUGCAUAAAAACCUGACAGAGUGAUGAUCAAAGCUGUGAUCUUCUAGUUGUUUUGAACAUAAUCCAGUGUGGAUAUUAGUGGACUCAGUUUAGGGCUAUGCAGUGACCAGCUAAUAUUUUUGCACAAUAAAGAUUUUAGAUGUAAAUAAACGAUGGCUUUGUGGUUCCGAUUGAUUAGUCAAAUAAAAAAGCUAGAUGGAGUAAGAACUGGCCUGCAUCAUUAUCAUAGUUAACUGGUGCUAGAAGGCAAGGAAUUUUUUUUUUUAAUAUAUAUAUUUUCUACUGU
Molecule: messenger RNA, 1779 nt
Organism: Ananas comosus (pineapple)
Lineage: Eukaryota; Viridiplantae; Streptophyta; Magnoliopsida; Poales; Bromeliaceae
Exons: 2
Coding region: 305-1396 (363 amino acids)
Biological process (GO): SCF-dependent proteasomal ubiquitin-dependent protein catabolic process
Molecular function (GO): ubiquitin-protein transferase activity
Source: RefSeq, a predicted model, not a curated record